GCUGUUCUUGUACCAUAGCAUCGAGUCAGCUCAGCUUUGUUCGCACCUCUGCGACUCUGCGAGCUGCACCUGCUUGCAGACGUGGCGCCAAGAUUUUCCUAUGAAGAGGCCAGCGGCCGCGGCAAGCCGCAAGCAUGUGCGCAAGGGAACGCUGAAGAAGCCGGUUGCUGCUCCCGUCGCCUACGAUGUCCAGAUCGCUGCGCUGACGCACGAGGGGAACGUCUGGACCGAGGAGAAGUUCCACAGCUGGAUCAAGGAGACCAUCCGCAAGAAGGAGCCCUCCUUUGAGGUCGUACUGAGCUUUAACAACCGCGUCGAGGCGCUGAGUACCAGUUCCGUUCAAAAAGAAGCCGAGAUCUGGGCGACGCUGGCGAAGUAUCAUGGCAACUUCGACCGCCUUCGUGCGGGAGUACUGCAGCAAGCACCCAAGUGCGAGAAUCCAGCAGCUGCUUCAGGCAGCCGUGCUGGUAUUUCCUUGGGGAAGAUGACCGAGUGGAACUCGGCGGACUACGAUCACUUCAUCGAGACAACCCCGCGAUUCGCAGACAACCGCGCCACCGACAGCCCGCACUUCGA
Messenger RNA from Symbiodinium necroappetens, 576 nucleotides. The record is from the annotation of a GenBank genome assembly. Lineage: Eukaryota; Dinophyceae; Suessiales; Symbiodiniaceae.